AUGGCUGACACCGAGUUAAAUGCCUGUCAGCAUGUCAGUAAUGAACAUGCCACUGAGAAUGUAACGGGGCGCAAGUCCCUGAAAACACUUCGUAGUGCGAUCUCAAAUGUCGUUGAAAAUACAAGGCCAGAUCCUUGUGAACACCAUCAAGAUGCAAAAUAUCCGGAAGGCGGUCUCCGCGCAUGGCUCGUCGUACUGGGCUCCUGGUGUGCCAUGGUGCCAUCUAUGGGUCUGUUGAAUACUAUCGGAGUCCUCCAUGCUUGGACAGCGGAUCAUCAACUGGCGCAGUAUUCGUCUUCAAGUUUGGGAUGGAUCUUUGGUGCCUUUAGCUUUUUCCUCUAUUUCGGAGGUGCUCAAGUUGGGCCUAUCUUUGAUAGUCGAGGAGUGCUACCAGUGGUGCUACCAGGAUCCAUUGGUAUAGUUCUAUCCGUCUUUUUCUUCAGUGCAAGUACUGAAUACUACCAAAUAUUCUUGUCCUUCAGCGUUCUUGGUGGUAUCUCUUCUUGCUGCCUGUUCACCCCAGCCAUCUCUGCCGUCGGCCACUGGUUCGACGUACGUCGCGGCCUUGCAACCGGUAUUGCUUGCACAGCUGGCGGUCUUGGUGGUGUCUUCUUCCCUUUAAUCAUUCUAUACAUUGGCCCGACGCUCGGCUUCGCCUGGGCCAUGCGAAUCAUCGGAAUCAUCUGCUUCGUCUUGUGUGUUCUAGCUUGCUUAUUACUCAAGACGCGAUUACCCCCCAACCAGAAGGCCGGUAUGGCAAUCGACCUGAAAGCCCUCUUGGAGCCGAAAUAUGCAUUGACCACACUGGCCGUCUGGCUAGUCGAGUUUGCUGUCUUUAUCCCAUACACGUACAUUGUUUCUUAUGGGUUGUACGCCGGAUUGGAACAGUCUAUGGCAUACAAGCUAUCCGUGUUCCUAAAUGCAGGGGCUAUCCCGGGACGAGCGUUCCCAGGAAUCCUGGCCGACCGAAUGGGCCGAUUCAACGUGAUGACUAUGACGGCAGUUAUCUGCGCAAUCUGUACGCUUGCGCUCUGGUAUAAAGCGGGUACUAAUGAAGGUGCCAUCAUUGCAUAUGCCGUACUGUUCGGGUUCUGGAGUGGGGCAGCGAUCAGCUUGACGCCUGUGUGUAUCUCGCAGGUCUGCCGCACCGAGGAUUAUGGAAAGCGGAAUGGGACCACUUUCACGCUUGUCAGUGUUGGCACAUUGAUUGGCAUUCCCCUUGCGGGUGCGAUCCAAGAAAGCAAUGGAGGCGAGUAUUGGGGGCUGAUCAUCUUCGGCGGGGUUUUAUAUCUGGCCUCGGCUGUUGCGUUCGCGGUCGCCAGGGGGGUUGCGGGUGGCUGGGGAUGGAAGGUCAAGUUUUGA
Messenger RNA from Aspergillus caelatus, 1362 nucleotides. RefSeq names its product putative oxalate/formate antiporter. The transcript has 3 exons. Gene Ontology annotation, molecular function: transmembrane transporter activity. Lineage: Eukaryota; Fungi; Ascomycota; Eurotiomycetes; Eurotiales; Aspergillaceae. The record is from RefSeq and is a predicted model, not a curated record. Gene Ontology annotation, cellular component: fungal-type vacuole membrane. Gene Ontology annotation, biological process: transmembrane transport. The coding region runs from base 1 to 1362 and encodes 453 amino acids.